Messenger RNA from Fragaria vesca subsp. vesca, 633 nucleotides. RefSeq names its product ras-related protein RABB1b-like. The transcript has a single exon. The coding region runs from base 1 to 633 and encodes 210 amino acids. Gene Ontology annotation, molecular function: GTPase activity; GTP binding. NCBI's taxonomy places the organism in Eukaryota, Viridiplantae, Streptophyta, Magnoliopsida, Rosales, Rosaceae. The record is from RefSeq and is a predicted model, not a curated record.
AUGUCUCAUGAAUACGCCUACCUCUUCAAGUACAUCAUCAUCGGCGACACAGCUGUAGGGAAAUCGUGCCUGCUCUUGGAAUUCAUCGAAAAGAAGUUUCGGCCUGUGUACGAUGCCACCAUUGGUGUUGAGUUUGGCACUCGCAUCAUCACUGUUGAGGGUAAACCGAUGAAGCUCCAGCUGUGGGACACUGCUGGAGCAGAACGUUUUCAAUCCAUCACUAGAACUUACUACAGAGGAGCAGCUGGAGCACUUCUGGUUUUCGACGUAACCAGGAGGGAGACCUUUAAUAAUCUCACGAAAUGGCUACAUGAUGCACGGGAGUAUGCCGAUCGGAACCUCACAAUCAUGCUCAUAGGGAACAAAUGUGACCUUGGUAGUAAAAGGGUUGUCCAGACUGAGGAAGGCGAGCAAUUCGCAGAGCAGAAUGGACUUUUAUACUUGGAAACAUCUACAAGAACUGGUGGUAACGUUGAGGAGGCUUUCACGAAAACUACUGAAAAGAUUCUUCAAAAUAUAAAUGAAGGCACGAUCGAUAUGUCGACUGGGGCACCUGGAAUCAAGAUUGGAUAUGGACUACCACCCCCAGGUGCAGCAGGUGAUGUUGCUCAAAGGGGAGGAUGUUGCAGCUAA